Molecule: messenger RNA, 746 nt
Organism: Aspergillus ruber CBS 135680
Lineage: Eukaryota; Fungi; Ascomycota; Eurotiomycetes; Eurotiales; Aspergillaceae
Exons: 4
Coding region: 165-674 (169 amino acids)
Molecular function (GO): RNA binding; RNA nuclease activity
Source: RefSeq, a predicted model, not a curated record
ACCAAAUCCUGUAUGGAAAGCCAGUAGAACUACCAUUCCGCAGUGCAGAUUUAAACCCAUUUCAUACCCUGUGGCUCGUCUAGUGGGAUAUACAUACAGGCGGAAUUGAAAAGGGAGACCGUUUUGGAUACCUCCGUGGCGUAUCAUACCAUAAAACCACCACCAUGAAGUUCUCCAUUAUCACUUUCCUCUCCUUAGCUGGAGGCAUUGUUGCUCUGCCUACCGCUCCGCUAGAAGCCCACGAUGAUCCAUCUCUUGCUCCGAUUACGUUGGUUGAUGGCCCCUCACAUUCAGAAAAUGUGACAUGCAAGGGGGAUAGUGAUACUGCCUCUUACUCUGGCGAGGACGUCUACGAAGCUGUUCAAUACGCCAUCUCGCUGAUGCAAAGUGGACAGACACGAGGCAAGGCCAAAUAUCCCCAUUCCCUCCACGCCAACUCGGGACAUCCUUUAAACUUCCCCGAGUCGUGCCCGGCGGACAAAAGCCGUUACGGAUAUCCGCUUGGCAAAGGCUUCUACUACAACGGUGGGCCAAGAAACCAAACCACCGGGAAUGAACUGGUGGUGUUCUAUCAUAAAGAUGACGAGAUUGAUACCCAGAAUCAUCCCAAGGCAUACUUUUGUGGUCUUGUCACACGCGGUGGAAGGGAUAAUGGUGAGUUCCGCAAUUGCUAGACUUAGGUCAUACUUUUCGUUUUAUGCAUAGGAGGUAUUUAUUGUAUAUCGUCACCAAGCGACCACAAAUGC